Hipposideros armiger (great roundleaf bat) is the source of this 2883-nucleotide messenger RNA. RefSeq names its product NMD3 ribosome export adaptor (gene NMD3). Gene Ontology annotation, cellular component: nucleus; cytoplasm. Gene Ontology annotation, molecular function: ribosomal large subunit binding. Lineage: Eukaryota; Metazoa; Chordata; Mammalia; Chiroptera; Hipposideridae. The coding region runs from base 101 to 1612 and encodes 503 amino acids. The transcript is spliced from 16 exons. Gene Ontology annotation, biological process: ribosomal large subunit export from nucleus. The record is from RefSeq and is a predicted model, not a curated record.
CUUAGCCCGCGGGAUUUGGAGCUCUUCUCUCGCGAGAUCUUCCUCGUGCUAGAGCCGGCAGUGGUGGCCGUUCAGGCGGCGGCAACGGGCGUCCAGAACGAUGGAGUAUAUGACAGAAUCCACCGACCGCACUCCGGGGCACAUCUUGUGCUGUGAGUGUGGUGUCCCAAUUAGUCCAAAUCCUGCCAAUAUUUGUGUGGCCUGUUUGCGAAGUAAAGUAGACAUCAGCCAAGGCAUUCCGAAGCAGGUCUCUAUAUCUUUCUGCAAACAAUGCCAAAGAUAUUUCCAGCCACCAGCAACUUGGAUACAAUGUGCAUUAGAAUCCAGGGAACUUCUUGCUUUGUGCUUGAAAAAAAUCAAAGCUCCUCUGAGUAAGGUACGGCUUGUAGAUGCAGGCUUUGUUUGGACUGAGCCCCAUUCUAAGAGACUUAAAGUUAAACUGACUAUUCAGAAAGAGGUGAUGAAUGGUGCUAUCCUUCAGCAAGUGUUUGUGGUGGAUUAUGUUGUUCAGCCCCAAAUGUGUGGAGAUUGCCACAGAGUAGAAGCUAAGGAUUUCUGGAAGGCUGUGGUUCAAGUCAGACAAAAGACUUUGCACAAAAAAACUUUCUACUAUCUGGAGCAGUUAAUUUUGAAAUAUGGAAUGCAUCAGAAUACACUUCGUAUCAAAGAGAUUCAUGAUGGUCUGGAUUUCUAUUAUUCUUCAAAACAGCAUGCUCAGAAGAUGGUAGAAUUUCUUCAGUGUACAAGUCCUUGUAGAUACAAAGCUUCACAGAGACUGAUCUCUCAGGAUAUCCAUAGUAACACGUACAAUUACAAAAGCACUUUUUCUUUGGAAAUUGUUCCAAUAUGCAAGGAUAAUGUUGUCUGUCUGUCUCCAAAACUGGCACAAAGUCUGGGGAAUAUGAACCAGAUUUGUGUGUGUAUUCGAGUAACCAGUGCCAUCCAUCUCAUUGAUCCAAAUACCCUUCAAGUUGCAGAUAUUGAUGGGAGCACUUUCUGGAGUCACCCUUUCAAUAGUUUGUGCCAUCCCAAACAGCUAGAGGAGUUUAUUGUGAUGGACUGCAGCAUAGUCCGAGACCUGAAACGCAGUGCAGGUGCUGGAAUGAUAUCAAAAAAGCAUACCCUUGGGGAAGUCUGGGUACAGAAAACAUGUGAAAUGAAUACAGAUAAACAGUAUUUUUGUCGCACUCAUUUGGGACAUCUUCUGAAUCCUGGAGACCUGGUGUUGGGGUUUGAUUUGGCAAACUGUAACUUAAAUGAUGAGCAUGUCAACAAAAUGAAAUCAGAUAGAGUCCCAGAUGUGGUAUUAAUCAAAAAGAGCUAUGACCAUACCAAACGUCGGCGUCGUAGAAACUGGAAACUGAAAGAGCUUGCAAAAGACAGAGAAAACAUGGAUACAGAUGAUGAAAGACAAUACCAAGAUUUCCUUGAAGAUCUUGAAGAAGAUGAGGCAAUUAGAAAAAAUGUAAACAUUUACAGAGAUUCAACCGUUCCUGUGGAAAGUGACACAGAUGAUGAAGGAGCACCUCGAAUUAGUCUGGCUGAAAUGCUCGAAGACCUUCAUAUUUCUCAGGGUGCUACUGGUGAAGAAGGUGAAUCGAUGAUGACAUAAUGAGAUCAUGUUGGAGCUGGUUUCCGCAUCUAUAGGCUCAGGAAGUUGGACAAAAUAACCUUUAGUGUAUCUCAUCUAUGCCUCAAUAUUCAGGGAGGAGAAAUUUAGUUUUAAACCUGAGUAAAUAUGACUAUUUUGAUUGCUCACUCAAAGUACUGGAAAAGAUUGAUGGCUUUGAAAUUUUAGACAAAAGAUUGUGGAGAAUAUUAUUAUUACUGAUAUUUAGGCAAUUUUACAUGUGGAAUUUUAUUGGUUUGCUUUAUUAUGAUACAAGUAUUUUCACAUACAGUAGUGCUAGAUUUAAAAGUUUAAAAGUUGCAAUUCCUUGCAGGUUACCUAAAUCUUUAAGCAUGAAACAAGCUUUUACAUUCUUUUUAUAUUGAUUGUUUUAGUAAAAGAGCAUAUGAAGAAUCAUUUUUAAUAUGAACUUGUUAUGCACAUUGAUCCACUUUAGAUCAUUUUUAUGUCCUUGGGGUAGGGAAGUUGGGGUUCAGUUUAUCACUGAACAUUCAGGAGGAAAGUUAAUUUUAUUAACAUCCUCAAAAGUUGUUGAAUUUGGGGUUAUCUUAAUUUUUAUUUCAGAAGAAAAUAUAUUUAAAAUAUUUGUGGAUUUGUAGCAGACGUACACUAAUUAAAGAUUACCAUAAAUAACAAUUUGUACUUUAGUUAUUUUUGCCUGUGCUAGCAGCUUAGGGCUGUAGCUGCUUAUGUCAUAAAAAAUGUCUUGCUAUCACUUCAAGGGUUUUGCUUUUAAAAGCUUGGUUUACAAAUUGAAAAGGAAGGAGUUUUCUGUAUAUGUUUCUAUCGUUUAACACGUCACCAUCAAAAAGAAUAUUAGAAUCCAGCACACAGAUAAAUAAUAAAAAUGAUCUUUAUGCUUUAUAAAACCACGAGUCAGAUUUGAAUAGGAAUGCCUUCCACAUCUUUGAAAGAAAAACAUUGGUUUGGGUUUUAAAGUGUUUUGAGAAUGAAAUAUUAAGAUCCUAUUUCAGUAAGCAAGAUCAUACUUCCUAAGUAUGCCAGAACAAGAGCUAAUUUAAAAAUUCUAAGUGUACCAAUCAUUAAGGAAAUUGAGUAAGUGCUGAAUGGAACAUUUUCCUUUUUUUGAGAUUGGACUCUUUAAUUGUGAGGUUAUGAAUAAAGGCUUGAACUUUCUAUAAUGGCCCCUUUCUAUCUGCAUAUUUAAAGUUUGCACUUGUCUGUGUUUACCUAUUCUUUGUCAAGACUUGAUAAAGCAUGAAAAUAAAAAUCUCCUUUUUGUGUGUCAUGAA